AUGUCCUCUUCGGAUAUAUUUGAUGUGUUAAACAUCCAGAAUCACCGGGCAGGUAGUCCUGGGUCUUCUGGUCAAACGCCUGUACCUAGUCGAACGCCAAAACCGCAGGUUAGCGGGAUGCAGCGAGAGCUUUACAAUCUUUUGGGAGACAAUACACCACCAAUUGCGGUUCAAAAGGGGAGCAAGUUCAAAGAUAAAAUGAGAACCAUGGCGAAGCCGUCCCCUUGGAGUUUUGCUGAAUUUGAACCCAGACAAGCAGUGAAGCUGAGACAUUGGGUCAAAGGAUCAAAAGAAUUGGUAGAACAACAGUCUCAAGUAAGUUCAUUUGAGAAAUUCAAUACCAAACUCACCAUUCCAGAGUUUACAGAAGACGAAUAUAACUCUUUUAUGAGUGGCAAAGAUGAAAGAAAAGAUGCUCUACGAAAUUGGAGCUAUCAGAACGUUCGACAGCUUUUCGAUAAUUGUAAAAAGUACGACAUGCGAUGGUUUAUUAUACAAGAUAGGCUCGAAUUGGAAGGCGACUACUCUUUAGAAGACUUGAAGGAGUUAUUUUAUCUCGUGUGUCGCAACUAUUUUCUGGCCAAAAGCCCGAAUAACCCUCUUAUAGAAACACUUUCUUUUUCGAAGGAGAAGGAAGUCGAGCGUAAAAGGUAUUUACAGAGGCUGCUAUCGAGAUCAGCUGCUGAAAUUGCUGAGGAAGAAGCCUUGAUUGUGGAGUCCAAGAAAUUUGAAAUGGCGGCAAAGAAAACGUCAAGUGAGAGGGAGAGUUUAUUGCGACUAUUAGAUUCUCCGAAUUCCGAUAAGCCUAUUGCUCAAUUUUUGACGUCUCAAGGUAUGACGCAGCUUUACAAUAGCUUGCUGUCCGACAAAACUAAGAAACGAAAAUACGAGCAAACAGUGCCAGAGAAUCCAUGGAUGAAACAGCAACAGCAGUUUGCUCAACAAAAGCAGCAGAUGCAACAGCUCCAGGAACAGAAAGUUGUUACCAAUAAUAAUAUCGCCAAUGAUCAGAGUCAAGUCAAAAAGACGAAAAAGCAGAAGCAGGAGAUGCAAAUAGCCGUCAAAAGGAAAGCUGAUAGCGAGUACGCCGAGCAAUUGCUACAGGGGUUUACUUCAGAAGAACGAAAGACCUUGGGCGUGCAAACUCACGGGGAGAAAUUGCCUUCUGGAGCUUACCUCAGGUCUAGCCGAAUCUCGACCUUUAAGGCUGCAACUCAAACCAAGAUCGCAGCUACCCUGCAAGAGUUGGAGCUUCCUAGUAGGCCCGCGAUGCCGACAUAUCAGGUCGUGCAUAAUCAUGAAAUCUUGCUUGCGCGCAUCAACAGCAUGCUUGACUUGAAAAGGCAGGUUGAUAAGUUAGAAGCAGAAAAAGACGUCAAGAGGUAA
Molecule: messenger RNA, 1386 nt
Organism: Lachancea sp. 'fantastica'
Lineage: Eukaryota; Fungi; Ascomycota; Saccharomycetes; Saccharomycetales; Saccharomycetaceae
Source: the annotation of a GenBank genome assembly